CGGCAACACGUUUUAAUGGUUUGGAAGUUUAUCGUAGUUACUUAUGGAUAGAAGUUAACGACAUACAUACAAGCGCAGUCUGAUAUGCCACUGGGUGCAUAUUCCGGAAAUGUCAGCGGUGACUUUUACAACGGUCGCAACCGCCAAAUGGACACAACGGUCGGGAACCACAGCAAAGGCGUCGGUACCAGUGGUGGCAGGCCCGUGAAGAAACUGGGAGUUGUGGCCAAAGCGGUUGCCGCUACCAUGUCCACUGACAGAGUGCAAGGGGUGUCCCGCACGCAGAAAGACGUGAAAAACGAUCGUGUUAUGUAUGCGAGAAAUCAGCAAUACAAAUACAGUAAGGAACCAGUUACGGGUGGGCAACCAAUAACAGUUGAACAAGCAAAAGCAUUACGAUUGACUGUAUUUGGAGCAUGUGACACACCACCUAGAGGCGAAUGGUUGCGUACUGGGUUUGUGUUUAGAGAUCCUGAGAAAGAGCUAUCGUACGGCUUACGAGCACGCAGAAAUGGUACCAGAGGAAUGCAGACUGCAAUACAAGGAUAUAUACUCAAAAAUUUACUAUUUACAAACACCAAUAACUCAUGUAUAAUGAGACCAUCUAAACAGCAGCAACUAGAUGCUCUUUGUAAAUCAAUUACCGAAAUCCUGUGGAAGAUUGGAGAAAAUGAAAAGGUUGUAGUAUGUUUACCGCAAGAAAAGAGUUAUGUACCACACUCGUUAAACUAUUUCCAAGAUAAUGUCACCGAAAAACUCCACUUAUUCGAGUUAACCAAUAUUCAAGACUUAGAAAUUUUCCUCAAAAGAUAUUUGCAUUUGUUUCAAGAUGAUCCGGGACCUGGAUCACUAUUGUUGCUUUAUAGUUCAGUACUAACAAGAGGACUAUCCAAGAUCGUAUCAGAUUUAAUGGAUGAAAAAGUGUAUCUUAUAUCAAGUGCUGAAGAAGGGUCAAUAUGCAUCGUAACGCUGAUGCUUACUGGUAGAGCUACUCCUAAUUUACAUAAUGGUAUUGUGAAUAUUGGUGACGAACAACAUUAUGCUAUACCACAUUACGGAAUAUUGGCCAGAAGUGAAGUGGGUCUAUUGGUUCACUACGAAGAAACAUCUACACCAGUACAAGUCACACAGAUACCAGGUUCUCGAUUAAAAACGCCGUCCUAUCCGAUUUGGAUAACUUGCGCUAAAGGUCAUUACGGCAUACUCUUCAACACUAAUAGGGAACUGUUGAGAAAUCAUUUAGCUGAACGAAGAUUUCCAUUGACUCACUAUUCUUGUAGCGGUAGCGAGAACCACGCGACGGUAGAUACGCGAUCGCACCCGAACGAACAAACACGGAUGAUGAAGACCACGGACGACAUUAACAACACCACGUCACUUCUACUAUUGGUCGAAUGUCUUAUACAUACUAAGUGGGAAGGAGCUUCGGUGCAGUGGACGGGCGUUACAAAUGCAGUAAAUUAAUACAGCAUAUUAAACAGUAGAAGUAUACAGUUGUUUAUUGUCCAAAAACAAUUAUUAAAAAUUGGUUGUUGUCCGAGGUUACUAAAAUACCAAAAAUUUAACAGAAA
Messenger RNA from Melanaphis sacchari, 1571 nucleotides. RefSeq names its product inactive ubiquitin carboxyl-terminal hydrolase MINDY-4B. The transcript is spliced from 11 exons. NCBI's taxonomy places the organism in Eukaryota, Metazoa, Arthropoda, Insecta, Hemiptera, Aphididae. Gene Ontology annotation, molecular function: K48-linked deubiquitinase activity; cysteine-type deubiquitinase activity. The coding region runs from base 85 to 1464 and encodes 459 amino acids. Gene Ontology annotation, biological process: protein K48-linked deubiquitination. The record is from RefSeq and is a predicted model, not a curated record.